CAGCUGCUCUCCACACACAACAGGCUUGACAUAACUCCACAAUCUCGGGUCUUGCUCAUCACCAACCACAUCAGUAGUUACAACAAUGAUGAAGCCUUCUUUGCAUCCUCUCACGUUCUUGUGAGGCAACACCGUAAGGACUGCGUGCCCUCUUGUGAUGGAUUUGGAGGAAGCUUUCCAAGUGGUUGGAGAAUUCGGCACAUACCAGAAACGUGCAGUGGCAAUACUCACGUUGUUACAGAUUUACAUGGCAUGUCAGUCCAUGCUAAUAGUCCUGAUUGGAGCAGCACCCAGUCACACUACAGAAAGACUGGAGAAUACAGGUGCAGGUACAGAAGUACAAGGCAGCAGCCAAAUAUCAUUCACAGAGGAUUCCAGCUCCAUAGUUGCAGAGUGGUACCUCAUUAAACAUCAAGCCUAUAAAGUCCACUUGGCUGGUUCGCUGUUUUUUGCUGGUGUGCUGAUUGGAAAUGUGUUUUUUGGACCACUCUCAGACAGGAUUGGGAGGCGACCUGUCUUUUUGGGAGCUCUGUUUUUUGAGGUGCUGUUUGGAUACGUGAGCGCUCUGGCCCCGAGCUAUGAGGUGUUUGCCCUGUCUCGGCUGCUCGUGGGACUGAUGAAUGGAGGAAUGGCCCUCGUGUGUUUUGUGCUUACUCAGGAGUAUGUGGGCAAGUCCUACUGGGCAAUGACGGGAACCUUGACCAACAUGACCUUUGCGGUGGGCAUUGCCCUGUUUGCUGCCCUGGGCUACUUCAUCAGGCCGUGGAGAAACCUGGCCAUGGCUGCCAACUCGCCUGGCGUUCUCUUCUUUCUUCUCUGCGUGACUCUUCCGGAGUCCCCCCGCUGGCUCUACUCCCGUGGGAAGACGCAGCAGGCAGAGCAGGUGCUGCAGGAGCUGGCCCAGAGGAACGGGAAUGGCCGUCCCAUCCUCAAGCUCCGCCGCCCCCCGGGGCUGGACCGCCCUGACGGCUCCUCCAGCAGCACAGGCCUGGCUCCACUGGUCCUCCACCCAGUGCUGCGGCGGAGGACUCUGGUGCUCAUGUAUGUGUGGUACACAUGCAGCUUGGUGUAUUACGGGCUGACCAUGAACGCCAGUGAAGACACUGGAAACCGUUACCUCAGCGUGGCCAUGUAUGGACUGGUGGAGCUUCCAGCCUACCCUUUGUGUAUUUAUUUCAUAAACAAAAAAUGGGCUGGAAGAAGAAAAACGAUGGCCAGUUUUCUGGCCUGUGCAGGUGUAUCGUGUUUACUUACCAUGAUUAUUCCAGCAAAAUCAGAGUCCUGGUUCAAUGCCACCUCGCUGGCUCUAGUGGGCAAGCUGAUGGUCAGUGCAGCUUUCAACAUUGUGUAUGUCUACACAUCAGAACUGUACCCUACUGUAAUCAGAAACGCAGGGCUUGGUGUGUGCUCUAUGUCCUGUAGAGUGGGUGGUAUUCUGGCCCCCUUUGUCCCCUCUAUGAGGGUGGUGCAUGAGUCCAUGCCCUUCACGGUGUUCUGCCUGAGCGGCAUCUCCGCCGGCUGCCUGGGACUCCUCCUCCCGGAGACGCUAAACAAACCCGUUGCCGAGACGCUGGACGAGCUGGGCAGCCCCGCCUACCAACGCAUCGUGGAGAGCAAGGUGCGUUUACUGGAAGAUGAGGAGGAGGAGGAGGAGGAGAAGAAGGAGAAAGGACCAAAGCACAAGCUUAAUGGCUAAACAGCCUGGAGAGUCCAGCCAAUCAGGAUGAGGAAGGUGUGAGGUGAAGCUCAGGUCAGACAAGAGGGACCUAUUACAGGGGGGUGGCCCGAGUGCAACGACUGCCCUGGUGCUCCCCAUCACCAUCCACAUCUUACCCAGCAUUUCACCAGCAUUGCCUGAAGCGUUCAUGCCAUGGGGACCAGCACACAGGAGCAGCAGCUUCACUCAGAAGCACUUCUGGUUCAACACCAGAGGCGCGUCAGAUUCCAGCAAAGACUCGUAAGGGAAAUUCCCGAGUAGCUCUCACCAGCCGCAUGAGUGAGUUGUGUGAGGGACCAAGACCAAUCAAGGAUGCUGUGGGUGAGUGACAGCCUUGUUACAACUGGGGAGUCAAAAAAAAACGGAUUUUGUUUCAUUGCAUUUUUUUUUUAACUUAAUUUUGUGCUCAGUGUCAUUCCUAAAGGAUGCGUGCCAUCACAGGGCACACACUCAACCAGCCCAUUCACUAAAUUACUGAAGUACUUAGUGUACAGGACCAAACUGUUCCAGGGGAAUUCCUGAAUGUUUUCUUUUUUUUGUCUUAAUUACUGUCAUUCUACCCAAUGCCAUUAUUUUUUGUACUCUUGAAUUUAUUGUUUUUCUAACACCUCUCAUUGUGCCUAUUUCAUGGGCAGAGACGUUCAGUAUUCAAUUGUAUGAUAGAGUUGUGUGUGAAAGGUUUUUGGGACUUCACUUGAGCGCUAGAUGAGACUAAAUAUAUAAUUGUCUGCCUCUGUCUCAAAUCUUGUACACUAGUUGCUGUAGGUUUUGUUUACAGCAGAUGACUAGUCAGCUGGUCACUGGUGUAGGACUAUAUUUCAGUGACUUGGGGAUCUUUGACAAUGGAUAAUGUUAUUUUGGAAGUUUUGGUAUCCAAUUUUUGAGUCAUCUGGAAACUUCAUAGUCAAAGACAGUAGUAUUACACGGACAAAUGUGCAAAGUUAACGUGCAAGGCUGUAAAUCCUCCAUUUUCAGAGGACUGUUCUUGCACAAUAGGGUCAAUGUUGUUGUGAUAUGGUCAAAGUCUAGUAAUGGUAAUGAUAAUAAAAGGGAUGUCAACGUA
Engraulis encrasicolus (European anchovy) is the source of this 2780-nucleotide messenger RNA. RefSeq names its product solute carrier family 22 member 15 (gene slc22a15). Gene Ontology annotation, molecular function: transmembrane transporter activity. Gene Ontology annotation, cellular component: membrane. Bases 158 to 1696 code for a protein of 512 amino acids. The record is from RefSeq and is a predicted model, not a curated record. Lineage: Eukaryota; Metazoa; Chordata; Actinopteri; Clupeiformes; Engraulidae. Gene Ontology annotation, biological process: transmembrane transport. The transcript has 12 exons.